Pseudoliparis swirei is the source of this 2194-nucleotide messenger RNA. Its product is annotated as target of Myb1 membrane trafficking protein-like. Gene Ontology annotation, biological process: signal transduction. Gene Ontology annotation, cellular component: endosome; membrane. Bases 281 to 1759 code for a protein of 492 amino acids. The record is from RefSeq and is a predicted model, not a curated record. Lineage: Eukaryota; Metazoa; Chordata; Actinopteri; Perciformes; Liparidae. Gene Ontology annotation, molecular function: phosphatidylinositol binding; ubiquitin binding; clathrin binding. The transcript has 15 exons.
UGAGAACUUUGUUUGACCUUCGAUACCUUAUGCAAGUCUAAAUAUUUAGCUGGUAAUACCACCUCUACUACUUUUGUAUGCAGCAAAAAGAGGUUACGAGUAGCACUGAGCCUCUGUUGUUGAUGUCUGCUGGCUCCCCUGUGGGAGUUUUCACGUGACCGCUGAAGUGAGCUCGUGCGCCUCUGAAGCAGCUCAAACGGAAACACCGUAUAGUUGUGAGCUCGGUAGCUGCCACAUCACUUUAGUAAUAGUUAUAGGGGACGCCUGUGAUUUGUCGAAGAUGUUUUCACUCGGGGAGAAGAUGGAGUUCCUCAUCGGAAACCCCUUUUCGACGCCGGUCGGUCAGAGAAUCGAGCGAGCGACGAGCGGCGCUCUGCAGUCCGAGGACUGGGAGCUCAACAUGGAGAUAUGUGACAUCAUCAACGAGACAGACGAGGGGCCCAGAGAUGCAGUCAAAGCUAUUAAGAAGAGAAUCGUGGUAAACAAGAACUUCAGAGAGAUCAUGUUGGCCCUCACGGUUCUCGAGGCCUGUGUGAAGAACUGUGGCCACCGCUUCCACAUCCUGGUGGCGUCGCAGGAGUUCACUGAAGGCGUGUUGGUGCAUUCCAUUCUGCCCAAAUUCAACCCCCCCUCGUCCCUCCAUGAUCGGGUGCUCAGCCUCAUCCAGUCGUGGGCCGAUGCGUUCCGUAACUCUCCCUCCCUGGCGGGGGUGGUGUGCGUAUACGACGACCUGAGGAGACGCGGUCUGGAGUUCCCCAUGACGGAUCUGGAUGCUCUGUCCCCCAUCCACACGCCCAACAGGAGCAUACCGGAAAACGAGACCCCCGGAACGACGAACGCCGUCGCUGCUCCCACGCAGCAGUCACGAUCACAAGCACCUCCCGGUGUUCCCACUAUGGCACCUCCAGCCCAGUCCAGUGGGGGACCGGCCUCCCUCUCUGCAGAACAGGAACGGAAGCUCAGAAAAGAGCUGUCGCUGGUGAAGGGAAAUCUCACCGUGAUGACAGAGCUGCUGAACGAGCUCAUACCUGGACAGAGCCAGCAGGAUGACACAGAGCUGCUGCAGCAGCUGUACUCGGUGUGUAAGAGCAUGCAGACUCGCGUGGUGGAGCUCAUCCCCCAGCUGCUGGAUGAAGGGUUCGUUGGAGAGCUGCUCGUGGUCAACGACGACCUGAACAACACCUGCAUCCGCUGCGAGAGGUUCGACAGAAUAAACAAGGCACAAAUUCCAAAUGUUCAACAGCAGAGCUCCACCACCAGCCGGAGCCUCGCCAACAUCAGCCAACCGGCCGUCAUCACAACAACCAGCCAACCGGCAGUCAGCAACGCCGCUGCCGCCGCCGCCAGUCUGCCGCAGUCAGCCGAUCACAGAGAGGAGGGGGAGUUUGACAUGUUUGCCCAGACGAGAGGAAGCUCCCUGGCUGAGCAGAGGAAAAGUGUCAGGUAUGAGGACCCGGGAGCUGUGGAGGGCCUUGCUGGAGCUCUGGAUACGAGGUUGCAGGCCACAGGAGGGAUGCCACCGGCGAAAAACUCUCCGCAGAACCAUGUGGAUAAAUGGUUGUCUUGCGAUAUGGAAGACAAGUCUUCAGUGAGUGAGGGAGUUUCCAGUGCAGAGUUUGAUCAGUUUCUGGAAGAUCGGGCGCUGGCGUCGGACCACAGAGGGGAAGCUAAUCGAAGCUCGCCGCCCUCCACGUCCAGAGCGCCGCCGCCGCAAUCUGCCCGGCAACAGGAAAAAUCGGACCAACUUUUCUCACUUUGAGUUUGAGGACAAACAGGAGAAGCUGUUGGGCGUAAAUGUCAACAUGCAUUUUUAAUAUUCAUAUACAAAAAAAAUGCCCACAAUCACACACACAUGCUGUGUUAAGUCAGGUUUCCUCUGAACACACACACACACACACACACACACAAUAAACCUGACCCUACUGAUACUACCUGCUGCCUAAUCAACUCAUUGCAUAAAAGCAAUGAUUCUUAAUUCCUGCUCUUUGUUAUCUUUAUGCACAUAUAAAAAACAUCCUAUGUCUGUAUUUAUAAAAAAUAUAUUAUUAUAACGUCGCUGUCCAAAAAAACUUUAAAUUGCGACAAUUGUUGAGAAUGAAGUAUAAUGUCGAAAAUAUGUUGGACACCACGCCAUUGUGUGCCUUUUGACCCAGACUUGUGUAGAUGAGAAUAAAUGUGGGUUAUCAUCCUGUAA